Adineta ricciae is the source of this 1884-nucleotide messenger RNA. Lineage: Eukaryota; Metazoa; Rotifera; Eurotatoria; Adinetida; Adinetidae. The record is from the annotation of a GenBank genome assembly.
AUGAAUCGUCAUUUGUUCUUAUUUGUCCUAUUAUUUGGAACUAUUCAUAGUCAAGUCACAUUUGAAUCAUUAUGCUCGCACGAUGUCGAAGUUGCCGGAAUGUCAUCUCUUGAUGGCAACGACGAAUUUGAAAUCGAUCUGUACGAAGGGCGAUUUCUAUCGGAUGAUACGAUUUUACUGGCAAUAAGACAAAAACGACAGAAUUACGGUAUCAGCGAAUUUGCUCUACGUGCUGUUGAUUACGAUGGAAACAUCGUUGGUCGAUUUGACGAUCAUCAAACGGGGAAUUUAGCUUUAAGACAUCAUACAUGUCCAAACGGUGCUAGCGUUAUUUAUCUCGAUCGAGCAGAAGCUCGUGGAUAUCGAGAAAUCCCAUUACAAUGGCGAGCAACUGGUAUUAGUCCGAAUUUAGAUGAAAUCAUUUUCCACGCUGACAUUGUUUCCAAUCGACAACUAUAUCGAGUGAAAUCAGCGCCUUUAAGACGACGUCUGGCAUCUGGACUGAUCGCGUACAAUGCAGAUCAAUCAAUUAAUAUCGAUUACUGUGGUGAAUCACAGGGAUGCUUAAUUGUUCCACAACAAUGUAAUAAUGAUGCCAAAUGUGAAUAUACACUUUCCUGGCAAGUUAUCAGUGAAGAUAAAGCCACUUUUCGUAUUGUCGCGCGAGCACAAGGUUUUGCUGGUGUAGGAUUUUCUAAAGAUGAAAAUCGGGGUGGUGAUCAAGUUGUACUCUGCACAAAAGAUGCUCAAGGACAUGUUUACGUACAUAACAUGUUUGUCGCUGUUCAAACUGCUCAGUACAUUUUACGCGGUCGACCAGCUUACGGUUUACAAGAUGUCGAUGGCUCUUCAAAUGCUACACAUAUCUUCUGUAAAUUCACACGUACUCUGUCGCCCUACACAGAAUCAUUCGCUGAAAAUGACGGACGAGUUCGUGAUGGAGUCGAUCGAGACAAAUUGGUAGACUUAAAGCAAGCUCAUUAUUUGUAUCCGAUCUAUUCAAACGAAGAUCUUAUGACUGCACAAGGAAUGCGUGUUCCCUUUCAAGAUAUUCCAAUUGUUAACAAUCAUCCUGUAAAUUUCGAACGUCGCAUCUGGCCAAAAUCACAUCCACAAGCAGGGUCACUCUUGGCUAAAGUUCAUGCAAUUUUGAAUAUCAUUGCUUGGGUUCUUCUUGCAUCAGCCGGUGUGAUGGUUGCUCGUUAUUUUGAUUCUGUUUGGCCAGACUAUGAACGACGCGUUGUUGUUGAUGGCAGUGGAACUGUCACAGGAGAAAAACUUCAACGACGAAGACGCGUUUCUUACUUUACUAUUCUUCCACCUCUAAUGUGUAUUGUUGCAAUUCUGACAUGGAUAGCAUUCUUGUGUAUUCUUUUUGAACUUAAUUGGAAAUGGACUUAUGGAACGCAUCAUAUGUGGCAUUCAAUUCUUGGUGUUAUUGUUCUUGUUUGUGCAUUCUUGGCUCCAAUUGUUGGCGUCAUGCGACCCACUGCCCGUACAAAACGUUAUUGCGUUUGGUAUUGGAUUCAUUGGCUUGUUGUUUCCUUAGCUCAUUGCCUUGCCAUUCCUGUCAUCUUUCUGGGUAUGGAUAAUCGACGAUUAGAUUUGUGGACAUGGUGCUCAUGGUUAUUAUUUGGCUGGUGUAUAUUCCAUUUUAUUGUUCAAUUGAUUUUCGAAAUUCAUGCUUGUUGCUAUGCUAGACAAGAAUACGAACGCUUUGAAGAUGGAGAAUAUUAUUCGGAAAAGAAUCCCGAUCAACGUAUUAGACGUGAACGUGCUCCUGGUGAUUCGUGGAAACCAGCACUUCUUGGCAUUUAUUUAUUUGUCACUUUAAUUGUCGUUAUUAUUCUUGUUAUCGCGGUUAUACUCUAUCAAGGUUAUUAG